AUGCCUGGCUUCGCGAGUCCUCAUCUCACGCCCUCCCAUGCUGUCUCCUUGCCUCAGCUGACCAAUCGCUCCGAAGACCAGACCGAUUCUCUUGGCAGCAACCGACGCCAGGCCAGUCUGCUCAAGGUUAAUUUGGACAAACAGCACUCGAAAGACGUGGCUCAUGUGACCUUAACCUCGGAACUUCUACUCCGAUUAUGA
Messenger RNA from Rodentolepis nana, 201 nucleotides. NCBI's taxonomy places the organism in Eukaryota, Metazoa, Platyhelminthes, Cestoda, Cyclophyllidea, Hymenolepididae. The record is from the annotation of a GenBank genome assembly.